Phascolarctos cinereus (koala) is the source of this 2165-nucleotide messenger RNA. It is a transcript of the gene PSMA7, whose product is annotated as proteasome 20S subunit alpha 7. Gene Ontology annotation, cellular component: proteasome core complex; proteasome core complex, alpha-subunit complex. NCBI's taxonomy places the organism in Eukaryota, Metazoa, Chordata, Mammalia, Diprotodontia, Phascolarctidae. The record is from RefSeq and is a predicted model, not a curated record. Gene Ontology annotation, biological process: ubiquitin-dependent protein catabolic process.
CCGGCGGCGCCUGCCUCCCCGAGGGAGAUGAGUUACGAUCGGGCCAUCACGGUCUUCUCCCCGGACGGGCACCUCUUCCAAGUGGAAUACGCUCAGGAAGCGGUGAAAAAGGGCUCGACCGCGGUUGGUGUACGAGGAAAAGAUAUUGUUGUUCUUGGUGUAGAGAAGAAAUCAGUGGCUAAACUACAAGAUGAAAGGACAGUGCGGAAGAUUUGUGCUUUGGACGACAAUGUCUGCAUGGCAUUUGCAGGGCUCACUGCUGAUGCUAGAAUAGUUAUAAAUAGGGCUCGUGUAGAGUGCCAGAGUCAUCGGCUCACUGUGGAGGAUCCUGUCACGGUGGAAUAUAUCACUCGUUACAUCGCUAGUCUGAAGCAGCGUUAUACACAGAGUAACGGGCGCAGACCUUUUGGCAUCUCUGCCCUUAUUGUGGGAUUUGACUUUGAUGGAACUCCUAGGCUUUACCAGACAGACCCCUCUGGCACAUACCAUGCAUGGAAGGCUAAUGCUAUUGGUAGAGGAGCCAAGUCUGUUCGUGAAUUUUUGGAGAAGAACUAUACUGAUGAAGCCAUUGAAACUGAUGAUUUGACCAUCAAACUUGUUAUCAAGGCCCUUCUGGAAGUGGUUCAGUCAGGGGGCAAAAACAUUGAACUAGCUGUCAUGAGGAGAGAUCAGCCUCUUAAGAUUUUAAAUCCUGAAGAAAUUGAAAAGUAUGUGGCUGAAAUUGAAAAAGAAAAAGAAGAAAAUGAAAAGAAGAAACAAAAGAAAACAUCAUGAUGAGUGAAAUAUCCGGUUGCUUUAGCUAUUUGUUUUUAAUCCAUUCAAAUCAUGGUGAUUCUACAAAUGACAAGUAGGCAGCUCCAGUCCAUUUAUUCAUGUUGUACCUCCGAGUGACCUACAAAAUAAAUCUAUGUAUUUUUUAAGCUUUUCCCCCCCUUAUUAUUUGGACUUAUGAAAAGAGUGUUUACAAAAAUGCAAUUUUUACCACCUCUGCAAUUAUAUAUCUGGAUGUUCAUUCUUUAUUUAGUACAAGUAUCCCUGACCAUUACUCAUAUAUCCCUUUAUUUGCCAGUCUGUACACCAGAUUUUUUUCCUUUAUGAUAUAAGCAUGUGGACUUAACUAGCAACUCUCUUCUAUAGCACUUUUCACAUCUAGCCUAGUAGUCAGAUUUGAAACUGAAUUUUCACUGAGAUUAUCCCACCUGAUCUUCAUGUGUCCCCAUUUGGGUGGAACAUGGGAGAAGGGAGGCAGUCAAAGCUUCCCUGCUUUGAAUGUCAGAAGCACCAAGGGCACUCUCUUAGGAGAGUUACCAUUGUUGACCAUUUAAAAGAAUUUUUGAGCAUUUUCAACAAUGAAUCUCUUACUUCGAACAGGUUACCACUUUAUUAGGAAACAGACCAUUUACUGAGACCAUAUUUAUUGGAAGAUGUUCAGUUAAUUUGAUAUUUAUAUUAUUGGACUAAUGUUUCUUUCCAGUUCUCAAAACCUUUUUUGUCAGUUCUUUUGUCCCAGCUUGUUAAAGAUAACUAGGAGUUUUCUAAUUAAGUCAUCCUGCAAAGAACAGAGGAUAAUGAACCAAGCAAGCAUGGUUCUAGUGCUGCUUUAUAUCCUCUGUGCUCCAGGACACAUUAGUUCACUUCUCUAGAUCUCCCCUGAAGAUUUGGAGCUCUUUCUCCAAAAUUCUCAAUCUGUUAAAAACCCUCACCUUUGCCAUCCAUUAAGUUGCUUCUGAGCCUGAUUGUCCAACAUAGGUACAAGCCAAAACGAGUGACAUGUUUAAAAUUGAAUAGCAACACUAGUCACAGAUGAGAAGCUGUCCAGCUUAAAUAUAUUUAGUCUGCACUGGAGAAAAGCAGUGCUCAUUCCAACAAUUAAGAAAACUUGAUUAUCAGAGUUUAUGUUCACUUGGCCACAAGAAUUACAAAUGGUUGUAAUUUUAUUACCAAACAUAUGAAAUGUGAAAAUCAGUAUCAGGCUUAGCCAAGUCUUCCUACUAAUCAAUAAUGUUUGGUUGAAAGAAUGAGAAUAUCUAUAAGCAGCUAUUAAAAAAACCCAGAAGGGACAAUUUUAAAAGCACACCUCAAAAAUCUAGCAAUGUAUUUACAUGAUUUCAUUGGUUUUGAUACAGUACUAAAUAAACAGAUUCAAAUCCAUCAGAUUAUAAAAA